ACCGUUGGGCGCUUAGAGCUCCUUGGUUGGGUGUUCCAAUUUCUCCCAUUCAUUUAAAUUGAAGUGGCCCAUCUCUGCUAAAUAAUCUCUGGAAGAUCACAGCUGUCACAAGCGUGUUGUAGUACACUUUACAAACUCAUAGUUGCCUGCUGAUCUCUUCUGUUCGCCAGGUGCUGAUAGACACUUAUACAGUGGUGGUGUUUGUGUUUUUGUUAAAGGUUUGUUCUUAAUAGCAUGGCCCGUGGACACCAGAAACUUCAGUCUCAGCAGAAAAACGCCAAGAAGCAGGCAGAGAUCAAGAAAUCCAAAGGCCAUGACCAGAAAACGGCAGCGAAAGCGGCGCUUGUGUUCACAUGUGGCGUCUGCAGGUCACAAAUGCCAGAUCCUAAAACCUUCAAGCAACAUUUUGAGAGCAAACAUCCCAAGAGUCCCCUUCCCCCAGAGCUGGUGGGCGUGGAGGCAUGAACAACCCUGAGACCUGAAGUUGACUGUAUAAAACUUAAUGAUAAAUGUUCUGAUCUCAAGUUUUGUUCAUCAGGAUAUGAUCAGCACCCUUACCUGAGUUUUAUACAUACAACCUCCCCUUCACUGCAGACAUGAAUCUUGUGGAUCAAAGACUGAUGGCGUUUAGCUUCCCUCUCUCGACACUGUUUCAGAGCACUUGCCUUGGCUACGAUCAGAUCAGUGCAUUACCUCGAUCUGCACUUCUUUUGUCAUCAUCUUACUGGUGUCAUUUAAAGGAUUGAGAUUAAUUUGUAGAACACUACCAGUAAGUCAAUUUCUUAAAUUGAUCAAGGAUAACAUAAAUGUUGUAGGCAUUGACAUAUUAGUCAUGCUUUUGCUUGUUAGGUAAGUGAGAUAGAUAAGGGUACAGUAAAUGGAGAUGGGCCAGUUUCACGCUACUUCAUGAUAAGUCUGGGCAAAAACGUUAAUUUUGAUUUUACUUUAAUUUUCUCAUUUACUAACUUUACGUUCCACUUGAAAUCUCUUUUAGUUCUUAAUUCUGUACGUUUCAAACUGGAAUCUACUGUUUCUCUGAAAUCACUGGAUGUGCCCAAAGUAACUGUGUUUUUAGUUUAAUUUUGCUGCAGAAAGUCUUAUUUCUCCCUGGAAUUCUCAAAGACAAUAUAAUGCCUCAAUGUUUGAUAUUCCUGCUCAAUCCACAUGGUUUCCACACCAAUGUAAUAUAUCUUUAAUAAAAUUUUACUUUGUUUAAA
Messenger RNA from Myxocyprinus asiaticus (Chinese sucker), 1217 nucleotides. Its product is annotated as zinc finger protein 706-like. Lineage: Eukaryota; Metazoa; Chordata; Actinopteri; Cypriniformes; Catostomidae. Bases 235 to 465 code for a protein of 76 amino acids. The record is from RefSeq and is a predicted model, not a curated record. The transcript is spliced from 4 exons.